This is a messenger RNA of Panicum virgatum (switchgrass), 1364 nucleotides long. Its product is annotated as CCR4-NOT transcription complex subunit 9-like. The transcript is spliced from 9 exons. Gene Ontology annotation, biological process: mRNA catabolic process; negative regulation of translation. The record is from RefSeq and is a predicted model, not a curated record. NCBI's taxonomy places the organism in Eukaryota, Viridiplantae, Streptophyta, Magnoliopsida, Poales, Poaceae. Gene Ontology annotation, cellular component: P-body; CCR4-NOT core complex; CCR4-NOT complex. Bases 130 to 1080 code for a protein of 316 amino acids.
CUCCCCUUUCUCGCAACGCACCCCCCGAGUCGCGUGUGGCGCUCUCGAUAAUCUCUCCGGCUCGGCCAACGCCAAUUACCAAUCUCCCUCCCAGAUUCCCGGCACGAACCCGCCGCCACAUCCUUCACAAUGGCGAAUCCGCCGCGGCCCAACUCCGGCGGUUCGUCCUCCGGGGAUCCCUCGGCUCCAGAGCCACCGGCGAAGGAUAAGAACACGACGAUCGUGGAGCGGCUCCUGCUCGAUCUCUGCGUACUGGAGCGCCGCGAGAAAACCCUCGAGUUCCUCGCCCGGAAUCGAGAUAAAUUUCAACAAGAUAUUGCUCCACUUCUAUGGCACUCUUUUGGCACGAUGGCUGUACUACUCCAGGAAAUUCUGUCAAUUUACAGACCUGUUGCACAAGCAAAAUUAACGCAGCACCAAUCAAGCCGUGUCUGCAAUGCACUGGCACUCCUUCAGUGUGUCGCUUCACACCCUGACACUAAGAUGCCAUUCAUAAAUGCACAUAUUCCACUGUACCUCUACCCUUUCCUGAACACUGCCUACAAAACACAAGAAUAUGAGUUCUUGAGGCUUACCAGCUUGGGUGUGAUUGGUGCUCUUGUGAAGGUUGAUGAUGAUGAAGUCAUUGCGUAUCUUCUGACUAGUCAAAUAAUUCCUCUGUGUCUGCUUACAAUGGAUAUUGGGAGUGAGAUUUCGAAAACGGUGGCCACUUUUAUUGUUCAAAAGAUCAUGCUGGAUGACACAGGACUUAUGUACAUAUGUAGCACUCGUGAACGUUUCCUUUCUGUAUCCAAUGUGCUAGCUCAGAUGCUUGAUGCACUUGUCGAGCAGCCUUCCCGGAGGUUGCUGAAGCACAUAAUCCGCUGCUACCUAAGGCUGACAGACCACCCAAGCGCCUGCGAUGCGCUACGCACUUGCCUCCCCACCGUGCUGACAAACGGGACAUUCAAUGACCUCCUUGAGACUCAGAAAGAUCUGUCAACCAGGCUAUGGCUCCACCAGAUGCUGCAUAACAUCGCGAUGGCAAGCAGUGGACACGGCGGCCCUCACGCUGACCUGAAUCGCAUCAUGGGGAGGUGAAUGGACCUGGAUGCGUCAACUCAUCAUCUGCCAAGAGCAUGCUGUAGUAGUAGUAGGGGAAGCUGUAGUAGUUUGGCCUUUGGAGAAAAACAGCACUUCGGUAGUUUUAGGGAUUAGCAGCUGUUUAGCGUUGUAAAAAAAACAGGCAACUAUCUGUCAGCCUCAGAUUAGCGUCUCGAAGUUGGAGAAGGGUCAAACAUGAGACUGAGACUCCCUCUCCUGCAAGUGGUGCAUGUUCUGGCGAGAACUCUAAUCUUAUAUAGGUUGCUGGAAAUUGGCAAUAA